UGUUAGUGGCGGAGGGAGAGGAGGCGUGUGCUUGCGCCGACGGUGAGUGGAGAUAGAGAGGAGCGCGGUCACGGAACCAUGGCUGGCGAGCCAGAUACUUUGUAGCGCUGCUUGAACUCACUGGAAUCGUAACUAUGCGUUUCAAUGUGGCGCCACGUUGAGCUCUCUUGGAUUGCCGAGAAGGGGGAAAAUGGGUACCGCGCUGAGGAAUUUGCUGUUGUGCAGCGUUUGCUCUCUGAUAAGGGGUGCACCACUUCUGUUGUUUGCAAAUCGACGAGAUUUGAGGUUGGUAGAUGCUGCUGGUGGCAAGACUAAUGCCACAGUUGUCGUUGCUGGUUUAGAAGAUGCAGCUGCGGUGGAUUUUAUAUUUGCAGAUGAUCUUGUAUACUGGACUGAUGUGAGUGAAGAAGCAAUCAAACUGAUUUUUCUAAACCAGACAGGGAACUCCCAGAAUGUAGUUAUAUCAGGACUUGUAUCACCGGAUGGUCUGGCUUGUGAUUGGCUGGGGAAAAAGUUGUAUUGGACGGACUCUGAAACUAAUCGGAUUGAAGUUGCUAAUUUAGAUGGAUCAUUGCGGAAGGUCUUAUUUUGGCAAGAUCUCGACCAACCCAGGGCAAUCACGUUGGACCCAGCAAGGGGGUAUAUAUAUUGGACAGACUGGGGAGAAGUGCCAAAGAUUGAACGAGCUGGAAUGGAUGGUACAACACGAUCGAUUAUAAUUGACAGUAACAUUUAUUGGCCAAAUGGACUGACAUUGGAUUAUGAAGAAGAGAAAUUAUAUUGGGCAGAUGCUAAACUGAGCUUCAUUCACCGAUCAAACUUUGAUGGAAGCUUGCGGCAAGUAGUGGUUGAAGGCUCACUUCCACAUCCAUUCGCUUUAACGUUGUUCGGAGACACUUUAUAUUGGACGGAUUGGAACACUCAUUCCAUUCACGCAUGCAACAAAUAUACUGGAGAGUAUCGCCGGGAGGUGCACAGCAAUAUUUUCUCUCCAAUGGACAUUCAUGUAUUUAACCAGCAGAGACAACCUAAUGCUACAAACCCAUGUGGCAGCAAUAAUGGUGGUUGUUCCCACUUGUGCCUGAUGUCUCCAAUCAAACCAUUCUUUCAGUGUGCCUGUCCAACUGGUGUCCAGCUACUAGAAGAUGGAACAAUGUGUAAAGAUGGUGCCUCUGAAUUAUUGCUGUUGGCUCGACGAACUGACUUAAGGCGGAUAUCUUUAGACACUCCUGAUUUUACAGAUGUCAUCUUACAGCUGGAUGAUAUCCGCCAUGCAAUUGCUAUAGAUUAUGAUCCGGUUGAAGGGUAUAUAUACUGGACUGAUGAUGAAGUACGCGCUAUCAGGCGUGCUUAUCUGGAUGGCUCAGGAAGUCAGUUUGUUGUGACCUCCCAAAUUAACCACCCUGAUGGCAUUGCUGUGGAUUGGGUAGCAAGGAACCUUUAUUGGACUGAUACUGGCACAGACCGUAUUGAAGUAACGAGACUGAAUGGGACAAUGCGCAAGAUUCUAAUUUCUGAGGAUCUGGAUGAGCCAAGAGCAAUUGUGCUUGAUCCAAUGUCUGGGUACAUGUACUGGACAGACUGGGGAGAGAUUCCAAAGAUAGAACGUGCCACUUUAGAUGGAUCAGACAGAGUUAUCCUUGUUAACACUUCAUUGGGCUGGCCAAAUGGUCUAGCCCUGGAUUACAAAGAAAGAAAAAUGUACUGGGGAGAUGCAAAAACUGAUAAGAUAGAGGUAAUGAACUGUGAUGGCACUGGAAGACGGGUCCUUGUUGAGGAUAAACUGCCACACAUCUUUGGUUUUACUUUGUUGGGCAAUUAUGUUUACUGGACAGACUGGCAGCGCCGUAGCAUUGAACGUGUUGACAAAAGAUCUGCUGAACGAGAGAUAAUCAUUGACCAGUUGCCUGAUUUGAUGGGCUUAAAGGCCACAAAUGUUCAUCAGAUAUUGGGUACCAACCCAUGUGCAGAAGAUAAUGGUGGAUGCAGUCACCUGUGUUUGUACAGACCUCAGGGUGUGCGUUGUGCCUGUCCAAUAGGUUUGGAGCUCAUCAGGGAUAUGAAAACCUGCAUAGUACCCGAAGCUUUCCUCCUUUUCUCUCGGAGAGCAGACAUCAGAAGGAUUUCACUCGAAACAAACAAUAACAAUGUGGCUAUUCCACUGACUGGGGUAAAGGAAGCUUCUGCUCUGGAUUUCGAUGUGACUGACAACCGGAUUUACUGGACGGAUAUUAGCCUGAAGACCAUUAGCAGGGCUUUCAUGAAUGGCAGUUCCCUGGAGCAUGUUGUAGAGUUUGGGCUUGAUUACCCUGAAGGGAUGGCAGUAGAUUGGCUGGGGAAGAACUUGUACUGGGCUGAUACUGGAACCAAUCGAAUUGAAGUUGCAAGACUGGAUGGACAGCACAGACAAGUACUAGUGUGGAAAGACCUAGACAGCCCCAGAGCUUUGGCACUGGAUCCUGCUGAAGGGUUCAUGUAUUGGACAGAAUGGGGCGGCAAGCCAAAGAUAGAUAGGGCUGCCAUGGAUGGAACAGGGCGUAUCACUUUGGUACCAAAUGUUGGACGAGCAAAUGGACUAACUAUUGACUAUGCAGAGCGACGGCUUUAUUGGACAGACCUAGAUACAAGUCUCAUUGAAUCCUCCAAUAUGUUGGGUCUCGACCGUGAAGUUAUUGCAGAUGAUUUGCCUCAUCCAUUUGGUUUAACACAGUAUCAAGACUACAUUUACUGGACAGAUUGGAGCCGCCGCAGUAUUGAACGAGCCAAUAAAACGAGUGGCCAGAAUCGCACCAUAAUUCAAGGCCACUUAGAUUAUGUUAUGGACAUACUGGUAUUUCAUUCUUCAAGGCAAGGUGGUUGGAAUGAGUGUGCUUCAAGCAAUGGACAUUGUUCUCAUUUGUGUUUGGCUAUGCCAACCGUUGGCUAUGUUUGUGGCUGCCCUGCUCACUACUACUUGAACGUGGACAACAAAACUUGUAGUCCUCCGACUUCGUUUCUGCUCUUCAGUCAAAAGAAUGCAAUUAACCGGAUGGUUAUUGAUGAACAACAGAGCCCAGACAUCAUUCUUCCCAUUCACAGUCUGAGAAACGUCAGGGCCAUUGAUUAUGAUCCUGUGGAUAAACAUCUGUACUGGAUCGAUUCUCGUCAAAACGUAAUUAGGCGAGCACAGGAGGAUGGAACCCAGAGCUUUACUGUUGUAACCAGUGCAAUUCCCAACCAAAAUUUGGACAUGCAGCCUUAUGACCUCAGCAUUGAUAUCUACAGUCGUUACAUCUUUUGGACCUGCGAGGCAACUAAUGUAAUAAAUGUAACACGAUUGGAUGGCAAACCAAUAGGUGUGGUUUUAAGAGGAGAACAGGACAGGCCAAGGGCAAUCAUCGUAAAUCCAGAGAGGGGGUAUAUGUAUUUCACUAAUCUUCAAGAUAGAUCACCAAGAAUAGAGCGUGCUGCAUUGGAUGGUACAGAGCGUGAAGUUCUCUUCCUCAGUGGAUUAAGUAAACCAGUUGCACUCGCUAUCGACAACAAGCUUGGCAAACUCUUCUGGGCUGACUCUGAUCUGCGUCGCAUAGAAAGCAGUGACUUAUCAGGUGCAAAUCGAAUUGUUUUGGAAGAUGCCAACAUACUUCAACCUGUAGGUCUGACUAUAUUUGGUAACCACUUGUACUGGAUUGACAGGCAACAGCAGAUGCUUGAGAGAAUUGAGAAGACAAAUGGUAACAGUCGUACUAAGAUUCAAGCUCGUAUAGCACAACUGAGUGACAUUCAUGCCGUGAAAGAACUGGAUCUAGAGGAAUUUGCUGAACAUCCUUGUGCCCAAGAUAAUGGUGGCUGCUCCCAUAUAUGUAUUGUAAAGGGAGAUGGUACUACCCGUUGUUCCUGUCCUGUUCACCUUGUAUUGCUUCAAGAUGAACUGUCCUGUGGAGAGCCCCCAACGUGUGCACCAGAUCACUUCACUUGUGCUACUGGUGAGAUUGAUUGCAUUCCUUUGGCUUGGCGCUGUGAUGGGUAUCCUGAGUGUGAUGAUCAGAGCGAUGAGCAAAACUGUCCAGUAUGUUCAGACAGUCAGUUCCAGUGUGCCAGUGGACAGUGUAUAGAUGCUGUCUUCAGAUGUAAUGGAGAGACUAAUUGCCAAGACCAAUCUGACGAACAGAAAUGUGAAGUUCUGUGUGCUAUGGAUCAGUUUCAAUGUGCCACUGGACAGUGCAUUGCCAAGCAUAAAAGAUGUGAUCAUAAUGGAGAUUGCACCGACAAUUCAGAUGAACUUGCCUGCUAUCCCACAGAAGAGCCUACCCCUCAACCUACAAGCACCAUUGGUUCAAUUAUUGGUGUCAUCCUUUCUGUCUUUGUGAUUGGAGCUAUAUACUUUAUUUGCCAACGUGUUCUGUGCCCACGGAUGAAAGGCGAUGGAGAAACAAUGACAAACGAUUUUGUUGUACAUGGAUCUGCUUCAGUGCCUCUCGGUUAUGUGCCACAUACUAAUUCCCUCCCAGGAUCACUUCAAGGUAUGUCCCGUGGGAAGUCUGUGAUGAGUUCCCUAAGUAUUAUGGGUGGAAGCAGUGGGCCACCAUAUGACAGGGCUCAUGUUACAGGGGCCUCAUCCAGCAGCUCUUCAAGUACAAAAGGCACUUACUUCCCUCCUAUGCUGAAUCCUCCACCAUCACCAGCUACUGAACGUUCACAUUAUACCAUGGAAUUUGGUUACUCCUCCAAUAGUCCUUCUACUCACAGAUCAUACAGCUACAGACCAUAUGCAUACAGAAAUUUUGCUCCUCCUACUACUCCUUGCAGUACUGAUGUCUGCGACAGUGACUACACCCCUGGAAGGAGAAUUGCUACAACGAAAUGUUAUAGCGAUUUGAACUAUGACUCUGAACCAUUCCCUCCGCCUCCAACUCCACGGAGCCAGUAUUUGUCCGCUGAGGAGAACUAUGAAAGCUGCCCACCUUCUCCUUAUACAGAAAGGAGUUACUCUCAUCAUCUUUAUCCACCCCCUCCCUCCCCAUGUACAGACUCCUCAUGAGCACCAUCUUUGCCUAUUGUAAAUAAUUGUUGAUAUGAAGAGACUGCAUUUAAAAGAAGGUGAUGUGAUUUGUACAGUGAAAAUAGAUUGGGAGGGAAGGGAAAUGAUUUGCAAGCAAUUUGUACAGAAAAGAGGAUAUUUAUAUAUUUUCUAACAGCGCCUGCUGGUUGUGCCAUAAAAUUUGUAAAAAUUUGUACAAACAAGAUUUUUUUUUCCACAAACAAAAAUGCCUUAACCCAGGGAAGCAACUGUACCUAAGACGACAUAGAAGACUAGCAGAAACAUCAACAGGGCACAGGAUACUGGAUGGAUUGCAACUCCAGUGCCCAAAGAGAAUCAGUGUGUUCUAUAGUGAAAAUAAAAUUUAAUUAUCUUCUGUUUCCUAUACGAGAGAGAGAGCUGUAUAACACUCUGACAGAAUUGAAAGCAGCAACUCAGAGAGAGCUGGCUUGAGGAUCUUGCCUUUGUGUGCAAAGCUGUUUCAGUAACAUUCAGCUGAAGGAGAGCAUAUGCAGAGUCAGUUCCUGAGAUUCUUGUCACACCAGCGCCAAUAAUGUAUACGAUUUCACAGUGAAGCCAAUGUCAGCCACACUGCAGCUUUUAAAGUUGAUUUCCCCCCAUGUGCUCUGAAGCUAUUCUGCACCUUUGCAGAGUCAGAGUGGGCAAACUGGACAAAAGUCAGCUUCUUUGUGGUGAAAAUCAUUAUUUUAAAGUAAUUUGGGGACAAGUAGUGGAAUAGCACCUGUGACGUUUUGAAGUAUUUGACCAAGGGCAUAAACCAUGCCUUGAUACUUUUUAAAUUCUUAAUCAAUGAGCUUUUAACUUCAGUGCCCGCAAAUGUUCUGAGUGUAUUUUUAUACCACAUUGUGUAGAUAACCUAUUUAUAAGCUAUAAGAUAACCUUGUAUUAGAUUUCCUGUAAAGCCUGUCCAUAUAUCCUUGCAAUACGUUCAUGUAUAGUUGUAUUACUUUAUGCCUCAUUUUAUUUUUCUAUAAAACAUUAGUAUAAGGUAAUGACAAUCUCAGAUUUUUUUUAAUAGAUGGCCAGAUGAGUUUAUUUUUUUCCAUUUUAAAUGUAAUUUUCAAUUAUCAGUUAAGGUACUGUGCAAAAUACAGAUUAUCACCUUUAUAUUAUUACAUUGUAUUAAAAAAUACAUUUUGUAGCAAAAACUGAAUACUUUGUAACAGUCAUUGCGAUUGACAGAAAUGCCAAGUGAGUCUAAAUCAUCAUGCAGUCAUUUGAGGUAUUUCUAGUGUUCAAUUAUUUAAUUAUGUCACUAUUCCAUAAAAUAAUUUGAUCAAGAUAUGCAUAGGAUAAUUAGUACAUGAGGAUUUUUAAACUGUCUGCUGCUGUGUACAUGUAGCCAGGAAUGUCUGGAAUAUUUCUCCGGGUAUACGUCUAAGUGAAAAUAGAACUCUGUGCCAAAUUCUAAUACAAAAAUCACCCCAGUGGUGUAUGUCUAAAGUAAACAAUCUUGUUUGGAAGUGAAGGAUCUGGUGCUGCUCAAUGUAUUAAUUGUAAACCUUUAUUUUCUUCCUUUUUGACUUUCCUCCUGUCAAUUGGAGCUAACUAUUUUGUUGUGUGUACCAGGUGCAAUCCCCUCGUACCGAUAUACUUUGCAAGGAUGUGUUUGUGUUAAUGACCAACAUUUGGUCAGUCUUAUCCAUUUGCUUAAUAUCAUCCUGAAAAUGUAAAAUAAGUGCUUUAUUUGUCUGAACUCUUUUUUUUGUAUAAAUCUCUUUCUGUUACUCUCAAG
Messenger RNA from Hemiscyllium ocellatum (epaulette shark), 6776 nucleotides. RefSeq names its product low density lipoprotein receptor-related protein 6 (gene lrp6). Gene Ontology annotation, molecular function: Wnt receptor activity; Wnt-protein binding. NCBI's taxonomy places the organism in Eukaryota, Metazoa, Chordata, Chondrichthyes, Orectolobiformes, Hemiscylliidae. The transcript has 23 exons. Gene Ontology annotation, biological process: chemical synaptic transmission; canonical Wnt signaling pathway; Wnt signaling pathway involved in somitogenesis. The record is from RefSeq and is a predicted model, not a curated record. Bases 191 to 5020 code for a protein of 1609 amino acids.